AUGGCUCUGGAGGCUGCUUUCUCCAUGAGCUUCUGCUCCUUCCCCAACGCAAUCUCCUUUGAGAGAGAAACCUUAUCCUUUAACCGAAUCAUAACCUCAAGAGCAAACGGAAAUGCGGGUGAGUGUAAAGUUCAAAGCUUUAUGGAACCCAAGAAGAGAAUAAGCUCUGAUCUCAAGAGGGUUUACAAAGAUGGUGACAGGGUAACAGCAAGAGGACCUUCUGGUCAUUCGACAAAGGUUAGAGAAGAUAAGGAGGAGAUUACAGGGGAGAAGAAAGCUAUGUUAGAUAGAAGCAAGGCCUUAAUAAAGCUGAAAUCUUUAGGGAAAGAAGUGAGAGAGGCAGGCUAUGUACCAGAGACCAAGUAUGUUCUUCAUGAUAUCGAUGAAGAAGCUAAAGAGAAAGCGUUGAUGCAUCACAGCGAACGGUUAGCUAUUGCGUUCGGGCUUAUAAACACGGCUCCAGGGACGACGAUCAGAGUGAUGAAGAAUCUGAGGAUAUGUGGAGAUUGUCACAACUUUGUGAAGAUAUUGUCGAGUAUUGAAGAUAGAGAGUUUGUUGUGAGAGAUAACAAGAGGUUUCAUCAUUUUAGAGAUGGUAGUUGCUCCUGUGGAGAUUAUUGGUGA
Microthlaspi erraticum is the source of this 624-nucleotide messenger RNA. NCBI's taxonomy places the organism in Eukaryota, Viridiplantae, Streptophyta, Magnoliopsida, Brassicales, Brassicaceae. The record is from the annotation of a GenBank genome assembly.